This is a messenger RNA of Drosophila innubila, 3730 nucleotides long. Its product is annotated as 2-oxoglutarate dehydrogenase, mitochondrial. The record is from RefSeq and is a predicted model, not a curated record. Bases 16 to 3498 code for a protein of 1160 amino acids. NCBI's taxonomy places the organism in Eukaryota, Metazoa, Arthropoda, Insecta, Diptera, Drosophilidae. The transcript is spliced from 8 exons. Gene Ontology annotation, cellular component: oxoglutarate dehydrogenase complex; mitochondrion. Gene Ontology annotation, molecular function: oxoglutarate dehydrogenase (succinyl-transferring) activity; thiamine pyrophosphate binding. Gene Ontology annotation, biological process: tricarboxylic acid cycle.
UUUGAAGGUGCAAGCAUGAAACUAAACCAAUGCAUUAUCGAACAUGCCGCUUUAGCCAAUAGCUUCAAGAGACAUUUUAUAAUGUCACAUCGAUGCCAUCGAAGAUUUCAUACUGGAUUAGUGCUUACUGGAAAAUCAAAUAAUCCAUUUGAUAAGGACAGAUUGGACAGUAUUGCCAGUGGCAACAAUGCCGUUUACAUAGAGAAACUAUUCGCAAAGUGGGAUAAGGAUCCCAAUUCAGUUAAUCCGUCCUGGGAUGCGUACUUUGCUAACAAAAACACUAAAAGCAAGCCGAAAAAACAGCGUAAGCAAAUGAAAACGGAAAAUCCAUUGGUGGCUCCGCCGGGCGGUUCCGCUCCGUUAGAGGCUCCGCCGGGCGGUUCCUCUGAGGGACCCCGUAAUCAGGCUCCCGUUGCUGACUGGAAGUAUAUAGAUGAUCAUUUGGUUGUACAGGCCAUAAUCAGAGCAUAUCAAAUGCGAGGUCAUCUUGCUGCCGAUUUAGAUCCCCUGGGCAUUGUAGGACCCAGUGGAAACACCGGAGAUAAGGACGAGGACAAGAAAAUGCAGGCGACAAAGGCUGUACUUCGUCAGCAUUACUUCUAUACUUUCAAUGAUUUGAAUGCCGUAUUCAAACUGCCUUAUACCACAUUGAUUGGCGGCGACGAACAGUUUCUACCACUUCAAGAAAUUCUGGAUCGUUUGGAGCGAGUAUAUUGUGGUAGCAUUGGUGUGGAAUAUAUGAUGAUCACAUCUUUACAUAAAAGUCACUGGAUACGUCAGCAUUUCGAGAAACCUGGUGCCAUAAACUUUGAACCAGAGGAGAAAAGACUUAUACUGGAACGAUUAACGCGUUCCACGGGCUUCGAAAACUUUUUGGCCAAGAAGUUCAUUUCCGAGAAGCGUUUUGGCAUUGAGGGCUGUGACAUUUUGAUACCGGCGAUGAAGGAAAUUGUCGAUGAGUCCAGUAGAUUGGGUGUCGAGUCUAUUCACAUUGGAAUGGCACAUCGUGGACGUUUGAAUGUGUUGGCCAAUGUCUGUCGCAAGCCUAUACCGGAUAUACUUUCGCAAUUCCAUGGCAUUAGGGCGGCUGACUCGGGCUCGGGAGAUGUCAAGUAUCAUUUGGGCUUGUUCACCGAUCGCGAGAAUCGACAGUCCAAACGACGUAUACGUAUGACGGUUGUGGCAAAUCCCUCGCAUUUGGAGUUCGUGAAUCCCGUAGUGCUGGGAAAGGCUCGUGCCGAAAUGUUCGAGAGGGGCGAUGUAAAAGGGGACAAGGUGCUACCAAUAAUUCUACACGGAGACGCGGCUUUUUGUGGUCAGGGUAUAGUUUUUGAGUCUAUACAUAUGUCGGAACUGCCUGCCUACACUACACAUGGAACAAUUCAUAUUGUGAUCAAUAAUCAGAUUGGCUUCACAACCGAUCCACGUUUCUCACGAUCCUCUCGUUAUUGCACAGACGUCGCUCGUGUCCUUAACGUACCAAUUUUCCAUGUUAAUGCCGAUGAUCCCGAGGCGGUGGUACAUUGCGCUCGGGUGGCCGCUAAAUGGCGAGCCACAUUCCACAAGGAUGUGGUCAUUGAUAUUGUUGGCUAUCGCCGUAAUGGCCACAAUGAAGCUGAUGAGCCCAUGUUCACGCAACCUCUGAUGUACCAGCGGAUACGCAAGACGAAGCCAUGUGUUGUAAAGUAUGCGGAGAAGCUGGUCAGAGAAGGUGUUAUCAAGAUGGAAGAAUACACGGCCAUGAAUUCCAAGUACGAAAAGAUAUGCAAUGAUGCCUACGAGGAGUCCAAGACGUAUACGGAAUUUAAGUAUUCGGAUUGGUUGGACUCACCAUGGCCAGGCUUUUUCCAAGGUCGCGAUCGUCUUAAGGUCUGUCCCACGGGCGUUAACGAAAAAGUCCUAAAUCACAUUGGCAAUAUAUAUUGCUCUCCUCCUCCGGAUGAGCGUAAAUUCGUUGUGCACAAGGGUAUUAUGCGAAUUUUGGGACUGCGCAAAGAAAUGUUAAAGGCCAAAAUAGCAGAUUGGUCCUUGGGCGAGGCCUUUGCUAUUGGUGCGCUGUUAAAGGAUGGCAUACACGUACGAGUUUCUGGUCAGGAUGUAGAGCGAGGCACAUUCUCGCAUCGUCACCAUGUGCUACACCAUCAGACAGAUGAUAAGGUUAAAUACAAUGCUCUGCAGUACCUGUAUCCAGAUCAGGCGUCAUACCAAAUCUGCAAUAGCUCGCUAUCCGAGUGCGGAGUUCUUGGCUUUGAUCUUGGCUAUUCUAUGGCAAAUCCAUACACUUUGGUCAUUUGGGAGGCACAGUUCGGUGACUUUGCCAAUACAGCCCAACCUAUAAUAGACACAUUUCUGGCCAGUGGAGAAACCAAAUGGGUGCGACAAACCGGCAUAGUUAUAAACUUGCCACACAGCAUGGAGGGCAUGGGCCCGGAACAUUCCUCCGGGCGUAUCGAACGCUUCUUACAGCUCAGUGAUGAUGAUCCUGAUGUGUAUCCCGACACAUGUGACUGUGACUUUGUGGCACGCCAAAUUAUGUCCACGAAUUGGAUAGUCACCAACGUAACUACGCCCGCCAAUGUCUUCCACGCUCUGCGACGUCAAGUAGCUUUCGGUUUCCGCAAGCCCUUAAUCAAUUUCUCGCCCAAAUCCGUGCUACGUCAUCCAUUGGCCCGCAGUCCCUUCCGUGACUUUAACGAGUGUAGUGAAUUUCAACGAAUCAUACCCGAAACGGGAGAGGCAGCCAGAAAUCCCGAGUGUGUAAAAAAGUUGGUCUUCUGCUCGGGAAAGGUUUACUACGAUCUAGUAAAGGAGCGUGAUGAUCAUGAGCAAAACAAUACAGUGGCUUUAGUGCGAGUGGAACAGAUUUGCCCAUUCCCCUAUGAUCUGGUUACGGAGCAGAUUGAUUUGUAUAAAGAUGCGGAGCUGUUAUGGGCGCAGGAGGAGCACAAAAACCAGGGCGCCUGGUCAUAUGUACAGCCGCGCUUUGACACCACAAUCCUUAACAAACAAAGCGAAACUCGCUGCAUCACUUAUCAUGGACGACCACCAAACUCGGCUUCAUCCACUGGCAACAAGGUGCAACAUUACAACGAAUAUAAUAGCAUUAUAACCAGCAUCUUUGGCAAGUUGACUGAUGCGAAUAAGCAGCGAUUGGCAGACAUAAUAAAGGCUCAGCAAGAGAAGGCAUUGAAGGAGAGCGCGGCUAGCCUCGCUAAGGCGAAGAGCGAGAAAGCGAAGGCAGCAACAGCUGCAAAAGAUGACAAAGGACCAAAGGCCGCGGGAAGCCCUGGAAAUGCGAAGGAUGCGAAGAAGGGCGCAAAGAGUGAUCCGCCAACUGGUGAAGCUCAGCUGGCACCAGCUGCUAAGCCGACACCGGCACUUAAAGGGGGAAUUAAAACUCCUCCUGCAGCAAAACCUAAGACUGCACGUAAACUCCACGACAACCCUGUUAAAACGAAAAGAACGGAAGAAGAUAAGGACAAUACGCCGAACAAAUAGUCACAAUUAAUAUAUGCAACUAAAAUCGACGCAACUCUUGAAUCGAAAAAAAAGCUGGUAGUUUUCCGUACUCAGUUUCAAAAUUAUAUGAAUUAGAAUUAAAAUAUGCAGCUGAAACCGACAAAAGGUGAAGAAAAAAUAGUCUGUUUUUCGUAUUUAGUUAUCAAAAUUAUAUGCAUCAAAAAUAAAAUUAUAAAAAAUGUUUAAUAAAUGCUAAUAACAUACAAAUGUA